Truncatella angustata is the source of this 1895-nucleotide messenger RNA. Its product is annotated as putative UDP-N-acetylglucosamine pyrophosphorylase. Lineage: Eukaryota; Fungi; Ascomycota; Sordariomycetes; Amphisphaeriales; Sporocadaceae. The transcript is spliced from 2 exons. The coding region runs from base 226 to 1767 and encodes 513 amino acids. Gene Ontology annotation, molecular function: UDP-N-acetylglucosamine diphosphorylase activity. The record is from RefSeq and is a predicted model, not a curated record. Gene Ontology annotation, biological process: UDP-N-acetylglucosamine biosynthetic process.
GCUUCCACCAGCUCUACUGUGUACUGUAGGGACCCCGUUGCUAUAUUUACUUUGUUCUCUGGCUUACCUCGUGUCUUUUCACCCGUCAGCACUAGCAUAUACAAAGCCAGCCCGAUAUAAACUCAAUUGAUCUUUCCGCUGGCCCAUUUGCUUUGUAGAACCAACAAAGUGCAGCAAACCCACCCAAUUGCCCCUCCAUUCAACCAUAUAGCGAAGACCAAGACCAUGGCACCGAAAUCAUUCACUCCCGAGAACGUCGAGGCCCAGAAGGCCAAGUACGAAAAGGCUGGCCAGGGUCAAGUCCACGCCUUCUUUGACUCUCUCUCGAAUUCCGAGCAGGAGUCUCUCUACAACCAACUCGAGGGUUUUGAUCCCGAGGAGAUCAACCAGAUCACCGACCGAGCUCUAAACCCUCCCAAGAGCGAUGGCAAGCCCGACACUGUCGAGCCACUGCCCGAGUCAGCCACUGCCAGUAUCCUCGACUCGAGCCCCGAGGACCUCCAAGCGUGGUACGAGCAUGGUCUCCAAUUGAUCUCGGAGAACAAGGUUGCUGUAGUGCUCAUGGCUGGCGGUCAAGGCACAAGACUUGGAAGCAAGGCCCCCAAAGGUUGCUUCGAUAUCCAACUGCCUUCCCACAAGUCUCUGUUCCAAAUUCAAGCCGAGCGUAUCCUGAAGGUCCAAGAGCUGGCACAGAAGAAGCACUCUCCCAAGGAGAAGGUUGUGGUGCCAUGGUACGUCAUGACCAGUGGCCCUACUAGGGGUAACACACAAAACUUCUUUGAGGGCAAGUCUCUCGGCGAAAUUCUGCCAAACGACACUGAGGAGGCUCGCCAGAAGCGUGGUGCCUACUUUGGUUUGAACAAGGACGAUGUCAUGAUCUUCGAGCAAGGUGUCUUGCCCUGCAUUUCCAACGAGGGCAAGAUUAUGCUUGAGAGCAAAGCCAAGGUUGCCGUGGCUCCUGAUGGCAACGGUGGUCUCUACAAGGCAUUGUACCAGGCUCCUAUCACAUCUAAGUUUGGUUCAGAGGUCGAUACUGUCUUGAAGGACAUGAAGAAGCGUGGUGUCGAGCACAUCCACGCUUACUGUGUAGAUAACUGCUUAGUCAAGGUCGCUGACCCGCUCUUUAUUGGUUUCUCAGCUGCCAAGGGUGUAUCUUUGGCCACCAAGGUCGUCCGAAAGCGCCAUGCCACCGAAUCGGUUGGCUUAAUUCUGUCCAAGAACGGCAAGCCCGACGUUGUUGAGUACUCCGAGAUCGACAGCGCAACGGCUGAGGCAGAGGACCAGGGCCAGCCUGGCGUCCUCAAGUUCAGAGCUGCCAACAUUGUCAACCACUACUACUCCUUCAAGUACCUGGAUGGCAUGGACUCGUGGAUGGGCAAGCUGCCUCACCACGUUGCCCGCAAGAAGAUUCCCUGUGUCGACCCAUCGUCCGGUGAUGACGUGAAGCCGUCCAAGCCUAACGGCAUCAAGCUCGAGCAAUUCGUCUUUGACAACUUCCCUCUGCUUGAGCUGAGCGAUUUUGCUUGUCUCGAGGUCAAGCGUGAGGAUGAGUUCUCGCCCUUGAAGAAUGGCACUGAUGCCAAGGAUGACAACAUGAUCACUAGCAAGCAGGACAUUAUGGGUCAAGGAAAGAGGUGGGCUGAGGCUGUUGGUGCCACUGUCAACAACGGUGCCAGCGAGGGUCUCGAGAUUUCCCCUCUGACGAGCUAUGGUGGUGAGGGCCUGGAAAGUCUGAAGGGCAAGACAAUCUCAGACGCUGCCAUUUAAGGUGCUUCCCACAUCACUGACAUUAAGGAUCAAGUCCGGUCUCGUUGAUGUACAAAAGCGUAUCUGUGCUAUAAGUUAUGAGGCAUAUAUAGAGCAAAAUCAAAAGACCUCGUGAAUGACCAAAUCGU